CUGAUCAGGAGUUAUGAAGACGGCAUGCAUGAACUGAGGAUCUAAUAUCCCCCUUCCCUUGAAUUAACAAGCCCACCUUAUGCAGAGAAGGUGUUUCAUACUUCAGAUCAAGACAUGCGUCUAUUCUUCUUCUACUGAAAACAAGAAAGAUUUUAGUUCACUGGUUUUCCUGAAGUACACAAUGCCUUCCAGAGACGCUGCUACAAGACUACCAAAUCCAUGAAGAGUAACAAAGACAAUGGCAGCACACUGGGUUGACACUUCCAUUGAGCAAUCCACUAUGACCCCAAGAUCGUUUUUGCUCUCAGUCUCAGAAAUGGAACAUUACCUCGUAGGGUUUUGGGAUAAGCAGCAGGUGCUGCAGUGCUGAGUGAAACUACCACACACAGGCUCAAAUGAAGUUUCAGAAAUUAAAACUUUUACAACCCAUGAUGCACCCCAUAUCAAUUGCCACCAGCGUGUCUCCUGAAAAGCAUUUGUCCUGCAAAUCAGCAAUAAUAAUGGGGUCCAAUGUGUCAUAUGUGAAGCUUUCAGAUCAUUACCAUCAACUGGGCCAAGAUAACAGUAUUUCAACCAAUUAUUCACAAGGUCUGCUUGGGAAUUCUACAAAUAAUGAGUUUACAACUAUUGUUUUACCUGUGCUUUACCUCGUCAUCUUCCUGGCAAGCAUCUUGCUGAAUGGCUUGGCAGUAUGGAUUUUCUUCCACAUUCAAAACAAGACAAGCUUCAUUUUUUACCUUAAGAACAUUGUGGUUGCGGACUUGCUAAUGACUCUGACAUUUCCAUUUAAAAUCAUUCAGGACUCAAGAAUGGGGCCAUGGCACUUCAAUUUCUUCCUAUGCCGUUACACAACAGUUCUGUUUUAUGCCAACAUGUACACCACAAUUGUAUUUCUUGGACUCAUUAGCAUUGAUCGGUAUCUAAAAGUGGUGAAACCAUUUGGAGAUUCCCGGAUGUACAGCAUUACUUUUACCAAGAUUCUGUCGGCAUGCGUUUGGAUUGUUAUGACAUUUUUGGCAGUGCCAAACGUGAUCCUUACAAAUGGUUACCCAACUAGGAAAAAUAUAGGUGACUGCUUAAAACUUAAAAGUCCUUUUGGAAUAAAGUGGCAUGAAGCAGUCCUGUAUGUCAACAACAGUAUGUUUAUCAUUGUACUGACAGUCCUAAUAGGAUGUUAUAUUGAAAUAUCCAAAUAUAUCCAUAAAUCAAGCAAGCAAUUUAUUAGUGCUUCAAGUCGCAAACGGAAACACAACCAAAGCAUAAGGGUAGUUGUAGCUGUAUUUUUUACUUGCUUUGUACCGUAUCACUUGUGCAGAAUACCUUUUAUUUUCGGCCAUCUGGAUAAAUUUUUCAGCGAUCCAGCACACAAAAUCCUGUACUACUGCAAGGAAGUCACUCUUUUCCUGUCUGCGUGUAACGUGUGCCUAGAUCCAAUUAUCUAUUUUUUUAUGUGUAGAUCAUUUUCACGGAGGCUGUUCAGGAAGUCAAACAUGCGAACAAGGAGUGAAAGCAUUAGAUCGCUUCAGAGUAUCAGAAAAUCAGAAGUGCGCAUAUACCAUGAUUACACUGAUCUGUGA
Molecule: messenger RNA, 1577 nt
Organism: Gekko japonicus
Lineage: Eukaryota; Metazoa; Chordata; Lepidosauria; Squamata; Gekkonidae
Gene: GPR87
Product: G protein-coupled receptor 87
Exons: 4
Coding region: 396-1577 (393 amino acids)
Biological process (GO): G protein-coupled receptor signaling pathway
Cellular component (GO): membrane
Molecular function (GO): G protein-coupled purinergic nucleotide receptor activity
Source: RefSeq, a predicted model, not a curated record